UUCAAUGGAGGCGAAGUAGGCGUAUAUUCGCAAAUUUUGAUGUAUCAUAAUAUGUGCACAAUAUACUAACAAAAUGAACAUACCGAUCAGUACGGUUGGAUCACAAGUGUAUGCCACAAAAUCUGUUAGUAACCUCAGUGUGGACAACAUCUCAAUACAGCAUGCAAACAGAGUGCAAUUUCCUUCUGCUGCAUCAUCACAGUUUCAGAGUAUACUGUCCACAAACCAAGAAGAUGUCCAUAUAUGUGGAGGCUGUAAGCAGAAUUUCUCUGACAUUAACUUCUUUGUGGAGCACAAGCACUCAGGAUGCAUUCAAAAUACUCAGAAAUCUCCAAGUGCUGCAUCCACCUUAGUGGGACAGUCCACCAUUGAUUACCUAAGCACCACGUCUUCUCGAAGUGGUGAAGAUUCAACUUCUCCAUCUCUAGGAGCACCAAUUUUUCGAGUCAUUGUUGAUGGUUCAAAUUUAUCAUUGCAACCAGGAGCUGGAAAUUCAAGACAUACAUCGUCAUGCAGAGGAAAUGGUGAUUCUCAGAUACUCCGAUCUCGAUUGCUUGGGAUACAGAAUGACCAGCAAAUAGCUGUACAGGAACAAAAUAUUACCACCAAUGCAGGAGGAAUGCAGGCUAUUGUUAUGCAGCAACAAUCUCGACGGGAAUUUCAGAUUGAUGAAGAGGCAGUGGCUACAAUUCUUGCUAACCAGCUUGCCAGUGAGGAUGGCACAUCAGCCCAUGCAAAUAUGCCCUACUCAAGAACAGCACCCAUACUUGUUUUAGGAAAUAUGGAUAGUGAAAUGAUUAUACCUCAGUCGCGAGAAUCUUCAGACCUCAGGUCUAUGGGUCUUCCAGGAGAAGCAGCAGUGGUACUGGGACUGGGACCUGAGCAGAAACAAUGUUGCAGCAACAAACCAAACGUAGACUUGGAGGGAAGUCAGCCUGCAGUUAACACAGCAAGGAAAGUUGUUUCUGGGGAGUUAAAAGACAAACUCUGGUCUCAGGCAAGUGGAAAAGAAGUGACUGAAGACCAGUUGCAACUUACCACACCCUCUGUGCCUUGUUCAGUAUCCGCUGGUGUAGCUGGCAUCUCAUCCCCUGCAGUAGGGUUUUCCAUUAUGUCAAGGUCACGUGUCAAGAAGAGACAUGAUUGUACAUUUGAUGGUUGUGGCUUCUCUACAUGCUACCUGAAAGAUCUGGUUCGUCACAUGAGGCGGCACACAGGUGAACGUCCAUUCCAUUGUGAAACAUGUCAAAGGUCGUUUACCCGUGGUGACAAAUUGCAAAUGCAUUUACGCAUACACUCAGGUGUGAAACCACAUCACUGUGACCAGUGUGAUUAUGCCACCAUAGACAGUGGUAGUUUGCGUAAACAUAUGCGGAUCCAUAAUGAUGAGCGUCCAUACAAAUGCCAGAUAUGUCCAUAUAGAUCCAGGGAUUCAUCUCAACUUACAGUUCACUUACGGACCCAUACAGGUGAUAAUCCAUUUGUGUGUCCAUAUGACUCAUGUUCAUCGGCAUUUAAGACAAGUUCAGAUUUGAAAAGACAUGCCAGAAUGCAUACUGGAGAGAAACCAUUUGCCUGCGAAUUCUGUGAUUAUAAAUGUGCCAUAAAAUCAAAUCUUCGAGUCCACUUACGUCUUAACCACACAGAAGUGAAACCAAUUCCAUGCAAUAGCUGCAGUCAUGUGUCUGCUUCAAAAAGAACUGCGAAGGAGCAUGAGAAGAUCCAUGCUGAUGAAGUGCUGAAGUGUGGGAUCUGUGCAUACACUUGCAUUAGCACUGCAUGCAUGAAGAGCCAUCUCAAAAUACACACACAAGAUAAACCCUUUUCGUGCAGGCAUUGUCAGUACACAUGCAGGCAGCAGGGAAACCUUAAGGCUCACAUGAAGAAGAAGCAUCCUGAUUUUAGGGUUCCUAAAAAGGGAAAGAGUGCUUCAAAAGAGACAGUAUCAGGGAAAGUUGGGCCUUCCACUCGUAAUGGGCCGAAGUCCCUAGCUCAUUCAAAGCCAUUCUGCUACAAAUCAUACAGAUGUACAUCAUGUGAUGCAGCGUUUGUUAGAGAAGAUUCCUGGAGGAGCCACAUGAGGCAACACAAAGCUCAAGAAACACAUGUUUCAAAUACUGUUUCAGUUACUGAUAACGGUCUCGUGUCAGAGUUGGAGAGGUGUGAACCACAAAGAAAUGUUAGCAUGUUAGAAACAGACAAUCUGCAGGACAGUGCUGAUCUUCUUGAGGAAGAAUCAUUUAUGUUGUCCCUAGGUAAUCAAGAUUCAGGCUCGAAGGAAGUAAUGAAGUUAGACCAGCAAUUUCAGAAAUCAAAAGACAUAUCAUCACUUCCAGAAUCAAUUAAUGGGUGCAGAGAAUUGAGGGAAGGCUGUGAGAAAGAAGGGCAGCUGGUAUCUGCAGAUGAACAGGACACACUCCAGCCAGUGUUAGUUUAUGUUCAGAAUUCCUCAAUGCCAGAAGGUAGUAUUGAUGACAGUUUGCACAGUGCUGAAAUAUUAGCGUCACUUAACCAGGGAGCUCCAAUCCUGCUAACUGAUCGUUGUGGUCAGUACAUUACUGUACCUGCAGACCACAGUCUUGUGGAGCAGCUGGCAACAACCCUUCAGCCUGGCACAGCAUAUCAAUAUGUUCUCUCCAGUCCACUGGAUAAUGACACAACAUUCAUCCAGACUGCCUCUGGCAGUGACACUGAACUUGCAUCUCACAUUGAUAGUGCUGUCCACAUUCCAUCCAUAAUUGCUCUCCAUAUGGACAAACAGUCAGUGGUUGAAAAUAAGAACUGACAGACCUUCAGAAUUUUACAGUUUUGACAUUCAGGCAACUUUAUAUGUAUGUAUGUACAGAGUGAUCUCCAAGAAUUAUGAGCAUGUUCCAGUAAUGUUGCCACAGAUAAGGGUCCCACUUUUUGCAUCUGUUGGUGAUACUCCUGUGAGUAGUGUUUCUCAGAUACUCUAAUUUAUGUUGCAUCAGUUACAGACAUGGAGCUGUUUAGUGAUGACUAAUGCAGUGUGUCUUGUGAUUUUUUAAUCAAGUUUUGUUUCGAGGUUGGUAAAUUAGGCUCUGUAACAUAGAACACGUAACAAAGAUUCUUGGAAAAGAAAGUUUAUCCAAAAUGUUAAAGUUGAAUAUUGUCAGUGGUCAUUCAUUUGACUUCAGUGGAACUGCAUGUCAAAAAUUUGUUCCUCCAGUCUAAAGUACCAGUCAGGAGUAUUACACAGAUGUGCUGUGGAACCUACAGGAAGCAUCCUGAAAAACUGUGACAUGGUAACUGGUUGGUUCAUUAUGGCAGUGCUACCACUCCAUGUUCUGUCCAGUGGUUCAGGAACAAAACCUAAAUGUCCGCAGUCCACCCUUCCCAUAAAUGCUUUCCCGAUCUUGCUCCAUGUGACUUCUUUUCAGUUCCAAUGAUGAAAUUGAAGCUCUAAGCAGAGGUAUUGCAUUUUUUUUGGACAUUCAUCAAAAUUCAUAUUAGAUUCUUAACAGCAUUAUGAAAAUAAGUUUUAGACAUCGCUUUAAUGAUGGUAGAAUUGCCAGGCUCGCUGUAUAAUUCCCAAUGGGGAGUACUUUGAAGGUGAUGUGAUGCAAAAUUUGGUUACUUAAAUGAAUCUUUGUUUUAAAAUAAAUUCAUAUUUAUAACAUUUGGGUAUCAUAUAUAUGUAAUAGUAAUAGGAGGUUGCCUGCUAUUUGGUGUCUAUAUUACUUCCUUGAACAGGUAUGUGGCAAACAUGUGGAAUAGAACAGUUUGGUUUUAUUGUAACUGUGCAAUGGUAGACUUUGUUCUGGAGUCAUUUAAAAGUAAAUGCUGAAAUAUUUCAGCAGAAAAAAUGUUUUUGUCUUUUACUUCUUCUCUUAGUAUACCAAAAUUAGUAGCACAGCUUUUAAUCAAUGCUAGCCUACUUUCGCAUACAUGAACAUGUAUUUGUAGGACUAUGCUACAAGCUGAAAGGUCGUGGAUUCAAGUCCCGAUGAGGUCAUUGGAUUUUUUUCAAUUGACCUCAUC
Messenger RNA from Cryptotermes secundus, 4002 nucleotides. Its product is annotated as zinc finger protein 64. The record is from RefSeq and is a predicted model, not a curated record. Lineage: Eukaryota; Metazoa; Arthropoda; Insecta; Blattodea; Kalotermitidae. Bases 74 to 2785 code for a protein of 903 amino acids. The transcript is spliced from 10 exons.